This is a messenger RNA of Paralichthys olivaceus (Japanese flounder), 2398 nucleotides long. The record is from RefSeq and is a predicted model, not a curated record. Lineage: Eukaryota; Metazoa; Chordata; Actinopteri; Pleuronectiformes; Paralichthyidae.
CGUGUUGUUGCGGAAGUGCUGGUGAUGCUCUGCUCUGUCAGUUGAUUUCAUUCCUCUGAGCAGAUUGAACUCACCGGUCCGUGUUUGUAGCCACAUCGUUUAUAUCUACAUAUUAAACAACUGGAGCAAUGGCGGCUCUGAAAUACGCAGGUAUGGACGAUACAGACAGUGAGGACGAGUUACCGCCCGGGUGGGAAGAGAGGUCCACGAAAGAUGGAUGGGUCUACUAUGCGAACCAUGAUGAGAUGAAGACACAGUGGGAACACCCCAAGACUGGAAAGAAAAAGCGUUGUGCUGGAGAUUUACCGUAUGGCUGGGAGCAAGAAACUGAUGAAAAAGGACAGAUCCUUUAUGUUGAUCACAUUAACAAGCGGACCACGUAUUUUGAUCCGCGGCAGGCAUUCACAGUUGAGGAUGUGGUGGUGAAGCCAAAACGAUACGAUGGAAACACUUCUGCUCUCGAGAUCCUGCAAGGUCGCGACUUCUCUGACAAGGUUGUCGUCAUCACCGGGGGCAACUCGGGUGUCGGCUUUGAGACGGCCAGGUCCUUAGCUCUUCACGGUGCCCAUGUGAUUCUGGCUUGUCGGAACCUGUCCCGGGCCAUCAAGGCCUGUAGCCUCAUACAGCAGGAGUGGCACAGAGCACGUGUGGAAGCCAUGAUGUGCGACCUGGCCUCUCUCCGCAGUGUCCGGGAGUUUGCUGAGUCUUUCAAGACCAAGAAGCUGUUCACAGACCUUUUUGACUCAUGUGGUAAGGUGGACCUCUCGCUGCUGUCUCCCCCGAAGAAGGAGUACUGGUCCAUGCUGGCGUACAAUCGGGCCAAACUCUGUAACAUUCUCUUCAGCAACGAGCUCCACCGCCGCCUCUCGCCUCAUGGCGUCACCUCCAACGCAUUGCAUCCUGGGAACCUGAUGUACACCUCAAUCCACCAGAGCUGGUGGCUGAUGACCUUUCUCUUUACGCUGGCCAGACCUUUCACCAAGUCUAUGCAACAAGGGGCGGCCACCACGGUGUACUGCGCUGUGGCCCCGGAGCUGGAGGGGCUGGGAGGCAUGUACUUCAACAACUGCUUCCGCUGCCUGCCGUCCAUGCAGGCCCAGGACCAGAGCAGCGCCGCCAGUCUGUGGGAGCUGAGCGAGCGCCUGGUGGCAGAGACGUCUGCGGGAAUACAGGCCCUCUGACGGACAUGAGGACGAGGAGCAGGAUGAGGAGGAGGAGGGGGACUAGCCAAAAAGUAAUAAAAAUCAUGGGGACGUCCAGUUAGAUAUAAACUGAAGAAAAGAUAACUGCACUCUGACUGCACUAUACAAGAGCUGCCAUCACGUGACUACAGGGGCUAAAACACACUACAUAUACAGUACGGGGGGAGGGGGGGUCCAUAUACACUCUAUUGAAUAAAAAUCUGUUGUGUUCAGCUCUGUUGUGGUACAUUACAGCGGGGGGGGGAAUUCAGGGGUCUUACAGUUUCUUCUUUCUCUCUUUUAUAAACUUAAAGGCAUCUGAUUCCAGUAUUAGUGAAUAUUCUGUCUUUCCAAUUAUUGUCUGUGUUUUCAGUUUCCUCUUGUCUAGCUCUACGUAGAUGAUGAUGUUUCUUCUCCAGAUACAGUGAGAGUUGUUUAAUCAUUGUGCUAAAUCUUUUUUGGGCUCAAAAGAAAUAAGGAGUAAUGGGCAUGUGACACUUAUGGAUAUAUAAACACACUAGAAGUAGGAUCCUUAUGGCUAUAUACAAUAUUCUGCAAUAGUUUCAUUUCUUAUCAAUGUCCCUAUUCGUUUACUGUACAAUAUUUACAUCCUGGUUUCGGGGCAUGUGCUAAAAGGGUGUGGACAUCAUAUUUUUUCUGUUCGCAAUUGGACUCAGCCUAAGUAUUAAUAAUCUAUACUCUGGUAAGUCUUAAUCACAAUUUGGAGGUAUUUACGGGAUGACCUGUGUCCAUUUGAAUACAGAUGGUGGAGAAUCUUAUUUCCAGAGUCUGUGAUCUUUAAUUUCUGUGUUUCCUCCCUUGUUGUUUGACCAGAAAAAUAUGGGAUUUCAGUCUCUUGGUUUUUUUUUUUUUUUUUUCUUCAUCGUUGUAUUAAUGUUGAACUCUGGCUUUGGGUUUGUUUCUCUGUUUGGACGCUUUUGAGACCUUGUGCUUUGUGGCAGUCGGGAUGCCGUAGGUUGCUCUUGAAACAUCAGCGUUCCAGUGUCAUAUCUGUAAAAAAACAAACAAAAAAUAUCGUGAGAUAAGAAUCAGUAAGUAACAUGUAUGUGAAAUCUUUUUAACCACAGAAAGUGAAAUGUCCAUUCAUGUGCGCUCCAUUGAGGGAGAUGUAUGUGUAGAGAGCUGAUGACUAAACAACACUGGAGCCACGUCGCUGCCACAGUUUGAUGAUACAAAAUAAAAGUAUAUCAUUUUUC